This is a messenger RNA of Aspergillus tubingensis, 459 nucleotides long. RefSeq names its product cytochrome P450 family protein. NCBI's taxonomy places the organism in Eukaryota, Fungi, Ascomycota, Eurotiomycetes, Eurotiales, Aspergillaceae. Bases 1 to 459 code for a protein of 152 amino acids. The record is from RefSeq and is a predicted model, not a curated record. The transcript has a single exon.
AUGCAUUUCCACCAACGUUUUGCUCUGAUUAUAUCGACCUUGAUCACAGCAGCAGCUGCCGGACAAAGUCGCCUUCCUGAGCAGCUGUUCCUCGAUUUGCCCGUUGCGGAGGUGCUCAAUCGAACUGCCUGGGACUUGGUGGAACCAUGGGCCACUGAGUACUGCACCGCCAUUGCAGAGCAGCGAUACGGAGAUGCCAUCUAUGCCCGAUACAACAUCUUUGGGGAAACCACGGAUGGCAUGUUGACGUUGUGGGAUUGCACUGAUGAAGGGCGGUACCGUGAACGGAACAUCACUGUGUAUGAGCAGAUCAUGGAGGAUGCUCGAGGGUAUCAUGAUGGGCACCUGGACCUUUACCAAGAAGCGCUAGAUUUCUAUAGCAGCAACAGUCCCAACGACUCGCGGAGAGACAUCAUCGAAGCGUUGAAUAAUGUGAUGAACAAUGGGUCAGACUUCUAA